AUGGUGAUAACAGAGGCCGACGGCGAGUCGUCGGCGAGAAAGAUACAACGUAGAGCACCAACGUCGAUCCAGUCUUUAAACGGCGACAUAUUGUGCAUAAUCUUUUCUUUCCUAGAUUUAGUUGACCUCGCCUACUCUAACGUUGUCUGCAAUUCCUGGAAUGCUGUAAUCAAGAGGCAGAAGCUGAUACAAGCUUCAUGCCGGAAGAUGCAGCAGCUCGGUUCCGAAUUCCCCAGCAGCUCCGCGUCGCAAGAGCGCCCAGCUGAGAUAGACGUGGAGAAUUGUGCUAUGAAACAUCACAAUUUAGCAUUGCUACGAGGCCGAAUCGAUAUUGAGCGAUGGGAAGCUCAUUCAUACCGGGUUUCUCAGUGUCGGAUGAAGAAGGGUUUGCUUCUUACUGGUGUAGGUGAUAAGGUGAUGCGCCUCUGGUCAUUAGAUAGUUACAAAUGUAUGGAAGAAUACUCCCUUCCUAAUGCUGCUUCCUUGAUUGACUUCGAUUUUGAUGAGAGUAAGAUUGUUGGCUUGGUUGGUACCCGCAUAAGCAUAUGGCGGAGAAAUGGACAACGAAGCAUGUUUCCAUCUCGUGAAGGCACGUUUCCUAAGGGCCUUUGUAUGCGUUACAUCGACCCAGAGGCUGUAGUUGGAUGUGAGGAUGGGACAGCUCGUGUAUUUGACAUGUACAGUAAGACAUGUUCACAGAUCAUUAAGACUCACGGUGGGCCAAUAACAUGCUUAUCUAUGAGCGAUAAUCAACUGUAUCUUAGCGGAUCUUCACUCGGGAGAGUCACACUAUCUGAUCCUCUGUUGGAUCAACCAGUGGCUACUCUUAAAUCCACAAUAACUGCAGGAGGUAUACAAACCAUAUGCUUUAACCAAUGCUCUAAUCUCGCCUUCUCUGGAACAACUGCUGGAUAUGUUUCAUGCUGGGACCUCAGGAAAAUGAGACAGUUGUGGGAAGAACGAGUGAGUCCUAAUGUCGUCUACUCAAUACAACAGCUACGAAACGAUACAUCGGUUAUGGUUGUUGGUGGAAUAGACGGUGUGCUGCGAGUGAUUGAACAGAAGAGUGGAAGAGUUCUCUCUAGCUGCAUAAUGGACGAUAAGGUCUCAACAACUCAGAAGAGAAGGAUUGUCGAGAAAAGGAGAGGCAAAAGAGUUUCUGAAGACAUUGAAAUUGAUAACAUUGAAUGGAGAAAUCGGUCUCAGAUCAGUUGCUUAGCGAUGGGAAUGAAGAAGGUAGUUACAGCUCACGGUGGUAAAUUCAUAAGCGUAUGGAAAUUCAAUCUCUCAGGAGGUCACAAGUAG
Molecule: messenger RNA, 1305 nt
Organism: Microthlaspi erraticum
Lineage: Eukaryota; Viridiplantae; Streptophyta; Magnoliopsida; Brassicales; Brassicaceae
Source: the annotation of a GenBank genome assembly